GCCCGGCGCUCCCCCGGCCCCUGUCUCCCCGGUCUCUUGAGGAGCCCGGGAAGGAGGCUCGGCUCGCGCUGCCGGGGCAGGGGCUUGCCGGGACCGGGCUGCGGCAAUCGUUAGCGGGCCAUGUCGGCUGCCCAGGGCUGGGACCGAAACCGUCGGCGGGGAGGAGGCGCGGCCGGCGGCGCCAGCGGGGGUAGCGGGGCCGGAGCGGCCGGCGGGGGUCGGGGCACCGGCCAGCUCAACCGAUUCGUGCAGCUCUCCGGACGGCCGCACCUGCCAGGUAAGAAGAAAAUACGAUGGGACCCAGUUAGGAGACGCUUCAUUCAGUCCUGUCCUAUCAUAAGGAUCCCUAACAGGUUCUUGAGAGGCCACAGACCUCCCCCAGCCCGCAGUGGACAUCGUUGUGUGGCUGAUAAUACCAAUCUCUAUGUGUUCGGAGGGUAUAACCCAGACUAUGAUGAAUCAGGAGGCCCAGAUAAUGAAGACUACCCUCUCUUCAGGGAGCUUUGGAGGUAUCAUUUUGCAACAGGCGUGUGGCACCAGAUGGGCACAGAUGGCUACAUGCCCCGGGAAUUGGCAUCCAUGUCACUUGUCCUGCAUGGAAACAACCUGUUAGUGUUUGGAGGCACAGGCAUCCCAUUUGGUGAGAGCAACGGCAAUGACGUCCAUGUUUGUAAUGUGAAGUACAAGAGAUGGGCUUUACUCAGCUGUCGGGGGAAGAGACCCAGUCGUAUAUAUGGACAGGCCAUGGCUCUCAUCAAUGGUUCCCUGUAUGUCUUUGGGGGAACAACGGGCUACAUCUACAGCACAGACCUGCACAGGUUAGAUCUCAACACCAUGGUGUGGACACAACUCAAGCCAAACAACCUGUCCUGUGACCUGCCGGAGGAGAGAUACAGACAUGAAAUUGCUCAUGAUGGGCAGAGGAUUUACAUCUUGGGAGGAGGGACUUCCUGGACAGCCUAUUCCUUAAACAAGAUUCACGCAUACAACCUUGAAACAAAUGCAUGGGAGGAGAUUGCAACAAAACCUCAUGAAAAAAUAGGUUUUCCUGCAGCCCGAAGAUGUCACAGUUGUGUUCAAAUAAAAAAUGAUGUUUUCAUUUGUGGGGGCUAUAAUGGAGAAGUGAUCCUGGGAGACAUCUGGAAGCUGAAUCUGCAGACUUUUCAGUGGGUGAAGCUCCCUGCCACCAUGCCAGAGCCUGUUUAUUUUCACUGUGCGGCAGUCACACCCGCCGGUUGCAUGUACAUUCACGGAGGAGUGGUGAACAUCCACGAAAACAAGCGGACUGGGUCAUUGUUUAAGAUCUGGCUGGUGGUGCCUAGCCUGCUGGAGCUGGCAUGGGAGAGACUGCUGGCGGCCUUCCCCAACCUAGCAAACCUCUCCCGGACACAGCUUCUGCACCUUGGACUAACACAGGAACUCAUCGAGCGCUUGAAAUGAGGAUUUCUGGACGGUUCCUUGAUACUGGAAAUGUUAAUUUAAAGAGACUCCUUUAUUUAUGGGCAAUGUAGAGUGUGCUACACAGAGGACUGGUUACCCUGAUCAAGGCCUUAUUCAGAAAAUACAUCCGAUGCCUUUCCAUGAA
Phodopus roborovskii (desert hamster) is the source of this 1585-nucleotide messenger RNA. It is a transcript of the gene Klhdc10, whose product is annotated as kelch domain containing 10. Gene Ontology annotation, molecular function: protein binding. The record is from RefSeq and is a predicted model, not a curated record. NCBI's taxonomy places the organism in Eukaryota, Metazoa, Chordata, Mammalia, Rodentia, Cricetidae. Bases 121 to 1440 code for a protein of 439 amino acids. Gene Ontology annotation, biological process: positive regulation of stress-activated MAPK cascade. The transcript is spliced from 10 exons.